Messenger RNA from Notothenia coriiceps (black rockcod), 1290 nucleotides. It is a transcript of the gene marveld3, whose product is annotated as MARVEL domain containing 3. NCBI's taxonomy places the organism in Eukaryota, Metazoa, Chordata, Actinopteri, Perciformes, Nototheniidae. The transcript is spliced from 4 exons. Gene Ontology annotation, cellular component: membrane. The record is from RefSeq and is a predicted model, not a curated record. Bases 93 to 1052 code for a protein of 319 amino acids.
AAGCUCACACAGGAAGUUAAGACAGGUGGGCUGAAUUUUUCUCGGCACAACAGAAAACAAGAUCACAUUGUGCACGGAAUCCAAAGAGGAAGAUGCCGGAGAGGGGGAGACACCACCAGAGGAGUGAGGAGUAUGAUGAGUACAAGAGUAGGGACAGGGACAGGGACUACUCUCACAAUGGAGACCAUGCGUCUUAUGAAGACAGAGGACGCAACCAAAAGCCGAGAGACAGAGAGGAGAAAAGCUCUGCCGGUGACAGGAGGCCAAAACAAAAUCGACAGAGGGACGUGACAACUGCCUCUCACAAUGAGCCACCUGUUUACAGAGACCACAGCCAUGAAGGACCCUCAAGACUGUCCAGAGAAUCUGAAGGGGAGGAGUAUUAUGAGCCACAACAAAAACAUGCUCUUUACAAUCUCAAAUACAUCUUAACCAGCAGAGGUAUCUGCCAGCUCAUGGAGGUGUUUGUGAAUCUGCUUCUUGUCAUCUGUGCGGGGGUGCCGUACAGCAACAACGGGGGCUACAGGGACCUGGCCAGCCUGGGAGGAAUCUACUAUUAUCACUUUGGUGGAGCCAACGCGUUCACUGGAGCCGAUGCAGACCGAGUGAAGGAGCUGGACGUGCUCUUCCAUCAGCUGAAGAAACCUCCGUAUGUCUUCACCAUGGCCUGCGGGGGGGUUAUAAUGUUCUACGCCUGUGUCAUGCUCGGCCUGGGGAUUUUCAGGGUCAGUUACCGCUUCCCCCCUGUGCUGCUGGGCGAGGCUCUGCUGAACGUCCUGAUCGGCCUGGGCUACAUCCCCGCGCUGGCCUUCUACUUUAUUAAGCUGCAGCAGACCUACAACGACCCCAUCUGCACGGAGAGAGAGCAGAUGUACAAGAGCAAAGGCCACAAGGGAUUCGAGUGCCAGUUCCACGGUGCAGAUAUUGCAGGAGGUCUCUUUGCGGUGUUCGGGGUGUUUGUUUUCAUCUUCGGUGCAGUGUUAGCUGUCAAGGCGUUCAGGGCAGUGAGGGAGCUGAAGAAGCAGAGGACAAACGAGGACAAUAAUCUAUAAAACUAUUCUUCUUGCCGAAUUUGAACAAAAGUGGGAUUGAUUAGAAAAUCCCUGUGACAAGAGCUUUGUCAUAUUAGGUGUUAAUGUGUAUUCAUCUGUGAGUCAGCUUUUUUAUCCACUUUUUAUAUCUUACAGGAGUAUUUAUUUGAUUUUGUAGAAUACUUUCUUAAUCCUAGCAAUUUCCAGUUUACAUGUGUAUUGUUUCUGUUACAUUUUCUAUAAUAAACCAUUCAAACUG